Messenger RNA from Danio aesculapii, 1543 nucleotides. It is a transcript of the gene asb4, whose product is annotated as ankyrin repeat and SOCS box containing 4. The transcript is spliced from 5 exons. NCBI's taxonomy places the organism in Eukaryota, Metazoa, Chordata, Actinopteri, Cypriniformes, Danionidae. The coding region runs from base 121 to 1428 and encodes 435 amino acids. Gene Ontology annotation, biological process: intracellular signal transduction. Gene Ontology annotation, cellular component: nucleus; cytoplasm. The record is from RefSeq and is a predicted model, not a curated record. Gene Ontology annotation, molecular function: protein binding.
GUGAGUGACUCCACGAUUGUGUUUCCCAGCCACGCUCCAGACCACUGCAAUUCAUAAACGUUCAGGAAUCACUUGGUGUUUUCAAGUGGAUUACCCGGUGCACUGUCGCCUCUGUGAGAUAUGAGCGGGCUUCGAGCAGUUCUCGGUUUAGACGAGGAGGAGAACCGGAGUCAGUCGCGGCGGGACGCGGCGAGUCUGCUGAAGGCGCGUUUUCUAGACGCGCUCAUGCGUAACGACGCGGCGGAGGUCGCAAAAAUCCUGCGCACCACCAGCAUUGAUAUAGACACUGUGUUAGAUGUGGAGGACCGCGAUAUGGUCCUUGCCUCGUAUAAGCAAGGUUACUGGCUGCCGAGUUAUAAACUGGAGACGUCCUGGGCGAUGGGUCUUCACGUGUGUAUGAUGUACAGCGCAUUGGACAGUGCUGUGGUUCUCCUGCAGAACGGAGCAGCGGUCAACAGAAAGCCGAAUGGGAAGACACCUCUACAUGUGGCCUGUACGGUGGCCAGCGCUGACUGUGUGGGCCUUCUGCUGGACUGGGGCGCACGGAUCAACAGCAUGUCUCUGAGCGGACAUACGCCAUUACACUACUGCAUCACACCAGAGUCACUGGACUGCGCCAAAAUACUUGUGCACAAAGGUGCCAAACUCAACAUGCCCAGUGAGGAGAACGAGGACACCCCUCUGCACACGGCGGCCCGCUACGGGCUCCCAGAAACGGUUGCAUUUUAUAUCGCACACGGAGCCACUAUCAAUGCAGUUAACGGCUACAGGGAGACGCCUCUGAUCACUGCUGUAUUCUGGGCCAUGGACAUUCGUGAGCGGACCUACAGCUCAGACCACCAUCUUGUCUGCCGGAUCCUGCUGGACCACAAUGCUAACCUGCAUAUGCAAGAGGAAGACAAGAAGACGGCGCUGCACAAAGCCUGCUGGAACUGUGACCAUGUGCUGGUUCAGAUGUUGCUGGAGGCUGGAGCAAACACUAAUGAUAUGGAUGUCAACGGCUGCGCAGCCAUACAGUAUGUGCUGAAGGUGACGCAGAUCAGGCCGUGGGCUAUUCCUGAACGCUGCUAUCAGCUGCUUCUGAACUACGGAGCAGCACGGGUGUAUCCGCCGCAGUUUCACAAGGUUUUGCAGGCGUGUUAUGAAUACCCCAGAGCAGUGGAGGUCAUGGUAAACUCUUAUGAGCACAUCAAACACACCAAAAAAUGGAGGGCUGCAAUACCUGAAGCUGUUUAUGAGAGGCACAGAAAUUUCUAUGACUCUUUGUUUGCCGUCUGCACCAACACUCCACGGACUCUCCAGCAUCUGUCCAGAUGUGCCAUUCGGGCUGCAAUGUUGAAACGCUGUGAACUGGGUGUCCAGCAACUCUUUCUUCCUACAUCGGUGAAGAAAUAUUUACUUCUGGAGCCUGUAGGAAUCAUAUACUGACAUUGUCUUCAUUAUAAACAAACGAUUGCUUUUACAUAAAUUCCUCAUACACUUUGGUUAAUUGCUAUGUUUGCUUGUUGUACAUUCCACAUAAAUCCAAUGUUGACAAUAAUAA